AUGAAGGAUCAGUCUCUAGCACAAGAUAUCAAUCUCCAUGACCCCACCAUUGGGGUGCAUCACUAUGACUCCCGCCAACUUCGCACCGAUGACGAGCACUAUAACCCUCCACACGUGGACAGUGGCUGGUUGACUGUAUUGCUUCGAGAACCCACGGGAUGUUGUGACGGGUUGGAAAUCGCUGAUCUUGAAUCUACGGAGAGCACCGAAAGCAAAGAAGUUGGUGAAAAUGCAACUUUUUGUCCUGUUUCCACCAUGCCCGGGGAGGCUGUCGUUAUUGCAGGCCUGAAACAGUACCUGCUACGGAACGAUUGA
Messenger RNA from Penicillium samsonianum, 315 nucleotides. RefSeq lists its product as uncharacterized. The transcript has 2 exons. The coding region runs from base 1 to 315 and encodes 104 amino acids. The record is from RefSeq and is a predicted model, not a curated record. NCBI's taxonomy places the organism in Eukaryota, Fungi, Ascomycota, Eurotiomycetes, Eurotiales, Aspergillaceae.